UGCAGCCGCAGCAGCCAGUAGCAGCAAUACAGAGACAUAUGCGGGAUUAUAGAGCUAAACCCGGCCAGCAGCCACAGAGAUGAUUGCAAUUGCGUCUGAGGCUUUUAUUUAAUGCACCGCACCCGAGAAGAAGCCAGGAUUGCGUUCCCGUUUUGGAAAUAUUAUUUAUUACUGUGCCAAAGGCCCCUUGAAUUGAAUGUAAUGUGAACAUCUACAGCAAUGUGGUUAUUUUCCUGCAGAUGAGCUGCUGUUUUGUCCUCUCCCCCCUCCUAUUCUCCUUUCAUCAUAAUUCAAGAUCAUCUUCAAUUCACUGGACUCUCCUAGACCUGUAUAUGAAGACGGAGUGGGGACCGUAAUGACCGCACGCUUCCGGUUGCCUGCUGGCAGAUCUUACGAUGUGGGAGUGUUGGAGGAGGCCAGAGAGAGACAGCACGCGCAGGUGGAGUGUAACGUUUUACUGCUGGACAACACAGUACAGACCUUCAGAGUCAAUAAGCAAGAUCAGGGGCGGAUCUUGUUGGACAUAGUGUAUAAACACUUGGAACUAACAGAGCGAGACUACUUUGGCCUUCAACUAGCAGACGACUCUUCUGACAGCCAGAGGUGGCUGGAUCCAAACAAACCUAUUAGAAAGCAGCUCAAAAGGCUGUCUCCACAUAAUCUGAGAUAUAGAGUGAAGUUUUUCGUGAGUGACCCUAGUAAACUACAGGAAGAGUACACAAGGUAUUUGUACUUUUUGCAACUGAAGCAGGAUAUUCUGAGUGGCAGACUCCCUUGCCCACAAAAUACUGCAGUUCUUCUGGCUUCUUAUGCUGUUCAGGGUAAAGUAUUACAGGACCACUGUAACACAGAGAUUUACAUCGGAGUUUUGUCUGCCGGCAUCUCCGUCUAUAAGGACAGGGUACGAGUCAACCACUUUCCAUGGUUGAAAAUUGUAAAAAUAUCUUUUAAAUCUAAACAGUUUUUUAUACAACUAAGAAAAGAACUGACUGAGAACAGAGAGUCUUUAUUGGGUUUCAAUAUGAUGAACUACAGAGCUUGUAAGAACUUAUGGAAGGCCUGCGUGGAGCAUCACACGUUCUUCAGACUGGAGCGGCCCGUUCCUCCGGAGAGAAACCUCUUCCUGCAGUACUUCACCCUCGGAUCCAAGUUUCGCUACAGUGGGCGGACAGAGGCGCAGUCUGUACAGUACGGAAAGGAAAGAGGCAACAAGAACAGAGUUUUUGCAAGAUCGCCGAGCAAGCCUCUGGUCAGGAGACUGAUGAGUGGCUUGGACUGGGAGACCGUCAGCAGGAAUUCCCUCUCAGACGACCGACUGGAGACUCAGAGUCUGCCGAACCGUUCUCCCCCAGACUCGCCCGAUCAUAACUCGGUGUUUACCACAGACGGGGCGCGGAUCAGGCCGUCCUCCAUUGGUCACUUAGUCGAUCAUGUGAUCGAUGACUCGCCGUGCCAGACGUUCACCAAUCACAAGUCUGCGUCUUCCACGCAGGCCAACAGCAUCAGCCUGGACUCGACACCGUCUCCUGAUGUGACGACAGACGAGCAGCCGCCUGCUCUGCCCCCAAAACAGUCCAGAAGAGACCCUCUGACCCACAACGGCAGAUCCCAGUCUCAGCAUGAGCUGGACGAGCACCUCAGCGAACUAUACAACGUACCUGCGGCGUCAGGAAGGAGCAUGAAUGGAGCCGUGCCUCAUGACAAUCUUGUUCUGAUUAAAAUGAGGCCAGAUGAAAAUGGACGAUUUGGAUUUAAUGUUAAGGGUGGCGCUGAUCAGAGGAUGCCCAUCAUAGUGUCCCGUGUGGCUCCAGGAACUCCGGCUGAUAUGUGUAUGCCGCGCCUCAACGAGGGCGACCAGGUGGUGCUGAUUAACGGGCGUGAUAUCUCAGAGCACACUCAUGAUGACGUGGUUAUGCUAAUUAAGGCCAGCUGUGAGGACCAAUCAGGAGAGCUCAUCCUGCUCGUCAGACCCAAUGCCAUCUAUGACGUGGACGAGGAGCAGGAGAAGUUGGAUCUGGAGCCAGAUUUCCAGUAUAUUCCAGAGAUAUCCGGUCUGGAGCAGAGCCACUCGGAGGCCGAUAGUUUGAGAUCCUCCAUCCAGCUGCUGAGAGAUGGCCUUUCCAGCGGUACCGUGCUUGCGCAGUUUGAUCAACUGUACAGGAAGCGUCCUGGGAUGUCCAUGUCAUGCGCCAGAUUUUCGCAAAACGUCUCCAAAAACCGCUAUCGGGACAUUUCUCCAUAUGACACCACUCGAGUUGUGCUGAAGGGGACGGACGAUUAUAUCAAUGCAAAUUUCCUUAACAUGGAAGUCCCUGGUAAAUGUGAAGUAAAGCGGUAUAUCGCCUGUCAAGGGCCUCUUCCUGGUACCUGCUCUGACUUCUGGCAGAUGGUGUGGGAACAGAGUGCCGCCCUAGUGGUCAUGCUCACGACACAAGUUGAACGUGGCAGGGUGAAAUGUCAUCAAUACUGGCCAAACGUUUCGGCAAGUGGCACCUACGGAGGCUUUCAGGUUACAUGUGUGUCAGAGGAAGGGAACUCGGCAUACCUGCUCAGAGAUUUGACGCUUUCACACCUGGAGAGUAAAGAAGAAAGGCAGAUUUGUCAGAUGCAGUACUUGGCAUGGCCUGACCACGGCGUUCCAGAUGACUCGUCGGACUUCCUGAACUUUGUCAGUCAAGUACGCAGCAAAAGAACUGACGCAUCUGAACCUGUGGUGGUUCAUUGCAGCGCUGGGAUUGGUCGCACCGGGGUGCUUAUCACUAUGGAGACAGCGAUGUGUUUGAUAGAAAAUGGUCAGUCGGUGUAUCCCUUAGACAUCGUCAGAACCAUGAGAGACCAGCGUGCCAUGAUGAUCCAGACUCCUAGCCAGUACCGUUUUGUAUGCGAAGCGAUUCUGAAAGUUUAUGAUGAGGAGCUUGUAAAGCCAUUUGAGACUGAGCCUCCGGUCGAAAAGGAAGAAUGAACACCGCCCUUCAGCAUUUCUGAGGUUCUUCUGUGAUUUACAACUACUGCCAGUGAGAUCUGCGCUCAGCUCACUGUCGCCUCCUGCUGGAAGGCAGUGGACCUGAUCGCCCGCAAGCUAGAAUACAGACGAAAAAGCACUAUUGCACUUUACAGCAACAAACAAUGACUUAAGGGUAUUUUUCAUU
Molecule: messenger RNA, 3149 nt
Organism: Sinocyclocheilus rhinocerous
Lineage: Eukaryota; Metazoa; Chordata; Actinopteri; Cypriniformes; Cyprinidae
Product: tyrosine-protein phosphatase non-receptor type 4-like
Exons: 25
Coding region: 356-2962 (868 amino acids)
Biological process (GO): protein dephosphorylation
Cellular component (GO): cytoplasm; cytoskeleton; cytoplasmic side of plasma membrane
Molecular function (GO): cytoskeletal protein binding; protein tyrosine phosphatase activity
Source: RefSeq, a predicted model, not a curated record